Molecule: messenger RNA, 1311 nt
Organism: Helobdella robusta
Lineage: Eukaryota; Metazoa; Annelida; Clitellata; Rhynchobdellida; Glossiphoniidae
Exons: 12
Coding region: 1-1311 (436 amino acids)
Biological process (GO): mitochondrial electron transport, NADH to ubiquinone
Molecular function (GO): NADH dehydrogenase (ubiquinone) activity; NAD binding; quinone binding
Source: RefSeq, a predicted model, not a curated record
AUGGUUUUUAUCAGAGAUGCUAGUGUUUGGCUGCCAGACAAAGAAUUUUAUGAAAAGUUCAAGAAACCCAUUCUAUAUCCUGAUGAGAAUACGUCAAAAUGGGUCCUUCCCCCAUUCAAUCAAAGAGCUAUACCGAAGGAGAAAAAGGUUCAAAAUAUCACAAUGAACUUUGGACCUCAGCAUCCUGCAGCCCAUGGUGUACUUCGACUUGUGUUGACUCUUGAUGGGGAAACAGUAGUGAGAGCUGACCCACACAUUGGACUUUUGCACAGAGCAACAGAAAAGCUCAUUGAAAAUAAAACUUAUCUCCAGGCAUUGCCGUAUUUCGAUAGACUGGAUUACAUGUCUAUGAUGUGCAAUGAGCAGGCGUUCUCCCUGGCUGUUGAGAAAUUACUCAACAUUGACAUUCCCAUCAGGGCAAAAUGGAUUAGAACACUAUUUGGCGAACUAACUCGAAUCAUGAACCACUUGCUCGGAGUUGCUGCUCAUGCCCUCGAUAUUGGAGCCAUGACCCCUCUCUUCUGGAUGUUUGAAGAAAGAGAGAAGAUGAUGGAGUUUUAUGAGAGAGUCUCAGGAGCCCGGAUGCAUGCAGCUUACAUCAGGCCAGGAGGUGUAGAUCGAGAUUUACCACUUGGUUUGAUGGAUGACAUAUUCAAGUGGGCUCAAAUCUUCCCGCAAGUCAUUAAUGAAGUUGAUGAUUUGUUGACUGAAAAUCGAAUUUGGAAGCAGCGCACGAUGGACAUUGGGGUUAUAUCUGCCUCAGAUGCUCUCAAUUAUGGAUUCAGUGGCGUUAUGUUGCGGGGAUCGGGAAUAAAGUGGGAUCUAAGGAAAGUUCAACCAUACGAUGCGUACGAUUUAGUGGAGUUUGAUGUUCCUAUUGGCAAGAAAGGAGAUUGUUAUGACAGAUAUCUAAUACGUAUGGAAGAAUUACGACAAAGUUUGAGGAUUGUUCUACAAUGUUUGGACAAGAUGCCAGCUGGAGAAGUCAGAAUCGAUGAUUGCAAGGUUGCCCCGCCUAAAAGAGCCGAAAUGAAGUCAUCCAUGGAAGCACUAAUUCACCAUUUCAAACUUUACUCGGAAGGCUAUCAAGUCCCUCCUGGUUCCACAUACACAGCCAUUGAGGCUCCUAAGGGUGAAUUUGGUGUAUAUUUAGUAUCAGAUGGAUCAAGCAGACCGUACAGAUGCAAAAUUAAAGCACCUGGAUUUGCUCACCUGGCUGGUCUCCAUAAAUUAACUAAAGGACUAAUGUUGGCAGAUGUGGUCACCGCCAUUGGUACCAUUGAUGCCGUGUUUGGAGAAAUUGAUAGAUAA